AGGCAGAGCCUAAGUGUUUUUGCUUAAUUUUAUUUCUCCUCGCACAUUCAUAAAACACAGAAAAUACUCUCGAAGCAAUUAAAUAUCUGUGGUCUUCGUAGGCAAACACCAGGGACAAUAUAUUGAUUGUUUAGUGAGAAAGAAAAUAACCAGAAAGAAACUUUAGUACAACCCCUGGAGGUAGUAACUAAAAUAUUUGCUGAAGUGUAUAGAAUUUAAGUGGAGUGUGAAUAAUUUUCAUUGAUCUCUUUGGGAGAGGACAAAAAUGAAUUUCUAUGCUUCAAUUUUUCCCACAAUUCUCCUGAUGCUCAUCAAUUGGGCCUAUGGGGGAGGAAUUGUGGAGACCCACGAGCAGGAUUAUUGCUUUGCCACUGAUCCGAUUAGGGAGCAAUUGAGGAGGUUCUUCUCAAAGACUGCCUAUCAAUUUGUAAAAGGGAAUGAAGAUAUUUCCUCAGAAUGCCUUCCUGAGAGAUUUUGGCUUCUUUCGCGUCAUGGAACUCGCCUUACUCCCUCCAAGGACACAAAAAGACUCUCUGAGGAAUUACCAAGGAUCCAGAGGGAUAUUCUGGAGCACUAUUCCACAGGAGGUCCAGAGAAUGGCCUCUGCAGAGAAGAUGUUGCACUUUUAGCGUCUUGGAAGUGGGAUAGCAAUGUUACAGAGGACAAGUCGGAAUUCCUCUCGAGUCAGGGCUGGGAGGAUUUAAGAGGCAUAGCUAGAUAUUUUCAGAAACAAUUUCCUGGAUUGCUCAAGAAAAACUACUCAAAGGAGGAGUUUUUCUUUCGACACACAGACAAGCAGAGAACACGGGCAAGUUUCCAGGCUUUUGCAGAAGGAUUAUUCGGAUCUUAUGAAAAUGUUCAGGCUGCUCCCAUUCCAGAAAGAGAUACUCUGCUACAGCCUUAUGACUAUUCAGAGGACUGGCUGAAGCAGAAAGCAGAAAUCUACCAGGAAGGAUCAGAGUACAUGAAAUUCAGGAAUACUUCCUACUUCUUGAAUGCUUGCGAGAAUGUUUCUCGAAAAGCUGGAUACAAUUCCACCCUCAAUCCCGAGACUGUAGAGAUGAUAUUUAAAGCUUGUAUUUACGAGCAGGCAUGGAAGAUCACCGAUCCGAGUCCCUGGUGUUCGCUUUUUAGUCCAGAUGAUGUCAAGGUUCUGGAGUACUUGCAUGACCUUGAGGAAUUCUAUCUGGCUGGGAGUACUUCGGAAUUGAAUGACCGAAUGGCUAAGGAGUUGCUGGAAAACUUCCUGGAAUACUUUGUUAGCAGGAAGGAACCCAGAGUUGCUGCUUUCUUUGCUCAUUCAACGACUCUUGAAUUGUUUCUGACAAUCAUGAGGAUUGGUCAGGAUGAUGUUGCCUUGACAGCUGAGAAUUUCAUGGAGAUGGAGGAUAGGAAGUUUAGGACAAGUCAGAUUGCUCCAUUUGCCGGAAAUCUCGGUGUUGUGAGUGUCUCGUGUGGUAAGUCCAAGAGGAAUCGGCUUCUGUUCAUUCUCAAUGAGAGGCAAUUGGACUUGAACUGGUAAUGGGAAAGACGGAAAGACAGGAAGUAAAAGACAAUUUUGGUUACUGAAAAAGAAAACUUUAUUCCACACUUUGACUUCUCCAAAACGCAAAUGGGAGGAGUUCUCGUUGAAAAUUCAUGCUGCGGAUUGUGGAAUUAAAAGCAGGCGCUGGAAAAUAAAGGCAAUUAAUCAUGAAUAAUUCCGAAUUGCUAAA
Phlebotomus papatasi is the source of this 1715-nucleotide messenger RNA. RefSeq names its product multiple inositol polyphosphate phosphatase 1-like. Lineage: Eukaryota; Metazoa; Arthropoda; Insecta; Diptera; Psychodidae. Gene Ontology annotation, molecular function: acid phosphatase activity; inositol phosphate phosphatase activity. The transcript has 3 exons. Bases 266 to 1522 code for a protein of 418 amino acids. The record is from RefSeq and is a predicted model, not a curated record.